This is a messenger RNA of Clarias gariepinus (North African catfish), 1425 nucleotides long. RefSeq names its product chromosome 10 C4orf47 homolog (gene cfap96). Gene Ontology annotation, cellular component: centrosome. The transcript has 8 exons. Lineage: Eukaryota; Metazoa; Chordata; Actinopteri; Siluriformes; Clariidae. Bases 185 to 1123 code for a protein of 312 amino acids. The record is from RefSeq and is a predicted model, not a curated record.
GGUUAGUUUACACCUGGUGCCAAGGAGACAAAUGUACACAAAUACUCCAACAACAACGAAAACACUAAUGCAACAUCCUAAUUCACACAAGCAGCAAGUGAUAAACCCGGGAAACCAGACUCGUGGGUAUUAAAGUCUAUUAUAGCCAUUUUCGUACAGGAAAUUCCUGCAGGAGUUUGGAAACAUGCCAGAUGCAAAGUCUGAUAUGGAGCGAGUUGGGCUUUUCCAGGAAAUGAGCUACAUCUCCAUAGGGGACAAAUACAACCCCUUAACUCAGCGUGCCUUUAAUGACGCUGCAUAUAAAAAUAAGCAGAUGUUGGUCAGUGGCCCGAAGAAGAAAUCAGCACUCCAGGCUGGCUAUUUUGACACUCGUUUCAAGCGGAUUUUUGAGAACGAGGCAAUGACAGACCUUAUCAAAAUCCAAAGGCAGUACCAGAUUCAGCAGGCUAAGAAGAACUUAACAAAGGCAUUUUUGCCCAACAACGGGGAAAAGAAAGCCUCAGGUACUGGCAGUUACUACGGAACGUUUGGUGGUCCUGUUAAAGCUAUGAGUCCCCUACAGAUGCCAAAGAUGAGAUACAAAUCCCCAGGCAAGAACAUAUACACCAGUCCACCCAAGAAAGGAAGUGGAUAUGGCUUUCCAGGUGUCACACUGUCCAAAUUGGAAUUAUAUUCUUCUGACCCCUAUGAUCGAGUAAGAGAGCUGCUAAAGCGUGAGAUGACAGCUCACAAAUCUCAGAUGAAAGGGGGGCCAUUUCGUUUGAACCUUUAUCCAAAGGAAUGUUUCGAUAGCAAUCCUUACAAGUUUAAUAAACCUCUGCCACUUUCAAACAUUGCAGCGGAAAAAAAGACACACUUUGCUGUGCCUUUCAAACCAACGUCUCCUAGCAAAAGGAUUGGAGGAAUGAAAGCAGGAACAUUCGAUCCAUACCCGUCCCAUUCCACAGACCACUACAUCAUUAAGAAGCCAAAGUCUGAUGUGAGCACGAAUAAGGGGAUCAAAAUCUUCCACCCAUCGCCUGGUCCAAAGAGCACUCCAGUGAAAAGCAUUAUCUCUCUCAAUGUUAACAAGUUUGUGAACUCGACAAACUACAAUCAAGUCCCCUCUGUAAUGGCUUAUUAAGUGGCAAUAUCUGAGUCCUCUGAUGUUGGAAAUCUGAAGAAUUCUUAUGGAUGCAAGUAGAAUAUAAGACUGUUAAAGCCGGGGAGGUAGACAAAAGUAAACCAUCCUUUUCAUCCUUUUCUUACAACUUUCUUUAAUCUUUUUGUCAUUUUUAUAUUGUGAAGUAUGGGCUCAGUUCAGAAGAUAAGGCAAUAAAGCCUGGCAGGGCAAUGAUGCUCACUUUGGUCAUAUUUGCAAACAGACUGUAGAACAUCUAACACUUUGAAUGUUUUAGAAGAUUUACUUUCAGAACAUGAUAGAAC